GCGGGCUGGUGUGGUUGGAGGGCCGGCGGAUCGGAGCCCGCCCGGGACAGCAGGAGGCACCUUUUCUGCUCGGCGCUGGCUCUUCUCGACACGGGGCCGCUGCGCAGCUGGUCCGAUCGUCAGAAGGCUCUGCUUGGGGCGGAUGGAGGGGAGUCACCCUUGCCACCCUCCUGGCAUGACGGUAGCCCGCCUGCCCCUGGAGCUCGUUGUGUGCAGGUGACCUGCUCUCUCCGGCCGGCUGGGCGUCCUCGGCCUGGGUCCCUGCCUGCUGCUCUGGACACACGUGGAGGAGGAGGAGCCGGCUGCUGGGCGUGGACAGGCUGCUGCGUUCAGGGGCUUCCCUAGGCCAGAGUCGGCCUGUUCCUGGCCCCGGCCGCGGGGCGUCCACCUCGGCCAUGCCUCCCGUGGGGCUCUGCGCCCUGCUCCUGAUCGGCCUGGCCCUGCUCGCUGCCGCCGGCCAGCCCCCCAACGUGGUCCUCGUCUUUGCCGACGACUUGGGCUUCGGAGACCUGGCCUCUUACGGGCACCCCACUUCUGCCACCCCCAACUUGGACAAGAUGGCGGCGGGAGGCCUGCGGUUCACCAGCUUCUACAGCAGCAGCCCUGUCUGCAGCCCCUCCCGGGCGGGCCUGCUGACCGGGCGCUACCAGACGCGCUCUGGCAUCUACCCUGGUGUGUUGUACCCGGGGUCGCGGGGAGGCCUCCCAUUGUCCGAGGUGACUGUGGCGGAGGUGCUGAAGGACCGGGGCUAUGCCACCGCCAUGGUGGGCAAGUGGCACUUGGGCGUCGGACCCAAUGGAACCUUUCUGCCCACCCACCAGGGCUUUGACCACUACUUGGGCGUGCCCUACUCCCAUGACCAGGGCCCCUGCCAGAACCUCACCUGCUUCCCCCCCAACACGCGGUGCUUCGGCUUCUGCGACCAGGGCGUGGUCCUCGCCCCCCUGUUUUGGAACCUCAGCAUCGUGGAGCAGCCCAUCUCCUUCCCCCACCUGGAAGCCCGCUAUGAUACUUUUGCCCGAGACUUCAUCACCGCCUGCGCCCGCCGCAGCCAGCCCUUCUUUCUCUAUUACGCCUCCCACCACACCCACUACCCCCAGUUUGCCAGCCAGGAAUACACGGGGACGACUCCCAGGGGGCCCUUUGGAGAUUCCCUCGUAGAGUUGGACGGCUCUGUGGGGCAUCUCUUGGAAGCGCUGCGGGACAGUGGGGUACGCGACAACACCCUGGUCGUCUUCACGUCGGACAACGGCCCGGAGACCAUGCGCAUGUCUCGGGGGGGCAGUUCGGGCCACCUCAAGUGCGGCAAAGGGACCACCUACGAGGGCGGGAUGAGGGAGCCCGCCAUCGCCUACUGGCCCGGCCACAUCGCUCCUGGGGUGACCCAUGAGCUGGCCAGCACCUUGGACAUCCUGCCGACUCUAGCGGCUCUGGCGGGGGCGGCCCUGCCCAGCGUCACCUUGGACGGCUUCGACCUCAGCCCUGUCCUCUUUGGAAGUGGGAAGAGCCCCCGCAAGGCCAUGUUCUAUUACCCGCCGGCCCCCAACCCGCUGCUCGGUGUCUUCGCUGUCCGUUAUGGAAAGUACAAAGCCCACUUCUUCACCCAAGGCGCCUUCCACAGCAGCACGACCCCCGACCAGGACUGCAGCGGCCUGACCCCCCUGGUGGCCCGGGAGCCCCCCCUGCUGUACGACCUGGAGUUGGACCCGGCUGAGAACUACAACCUUGUCUGGGGAGGGGUGAUCAAGCCAGAAAUUCUGGCUGUCCUCAAGGAGAUAUGCUUGCAGAAGGCCACUUUCGACGAGCAGAUGGAGUUCGGGGAGAGUCAGCCGGGGCGGGGCCAGGACCCCGCGCUCGAGCCCUGCUGCAACCCCCAGUGCCGGUCCAAGCCUUCCUGCUGCCGCUGUCCGUCUCCCUCUUGGCUCCGCCCGCUCCUCUCCCCCCCCACCGGAACCAUCCUUUGA
Messenger RNA from Gekko japonicus, 1964 nucleotides. RefSeq names its product arylsulfatase A (gene ARSA). The transcript has 9 exons. The record is from RefSeq and is a predicted model, not a curated record. Gene Ontology annotation, molecular function: arylsulfatase activity. The coding region runs from base 396 to 1964 and encodes 522 amino acids. NCBI's taxonomy places the organism in Eukaryota, Metazoa, Chordata, Lepidosauria, Squamata, Gekkonidae.